Colletotrichum truncatum is the source of this 978-nucleotide messenger RNA. RefSeq lists its product as uncharacterized. The record is from RefSeq and is a predicted model, not a curated record. NCBI's taxonomy places the organism in Eukaryota, Fungi, Ascomycota, Sordariomycetes, Glomerellales, Glomerellaceae.
AUGAAGCUCAGUCUGUCUCUGCCUCCCUCCCCCUCCUCCUCCUCCUCCUACUCCUCCGCAUGUGUAUAUCUGCCGUGCGACUCCCCUCCCUCUCGUUCCCUCUUCCCGUCGUCCAUCUGUCCCCCGUCCGUCCGUGUUUCUACAUAUCCCAAAUACCACACCCACCUCAGCUCUGUCUGUACUCUUAGACCAACCUACAUCCCCUCAGGAAGGUCCCCAAAAACUAUCUCCUCCAUAAUAUCAAUCCACCACCUGUACUCUCUCGUCUGUAAUUACACCAAACAAAACAGCAGAUUCCGGCAAUCAGCUAUUCUUCCAUCCUUAUCCACAAUGUCGCGCAUUACCGCCCCCGUUUCCAAGCUCACCCGCUCCAUCAACUCGGCCGCCACGGCCAGCCGCUCCAGCGGUCUCCUCGAGUCUCACUACAACGUCAACCAGGGCGCCGUCCUGAUGCCAAAGUACGCAGAGCUCCUCAAGAACCGGAGCACCCGCGAGCACGACUCCGCACGCACCCUCACAACAACCCACCGCCCGACCCCCCAACCGACGCGCAGCUCCAUGUCGCACCGCCAAAUGCAGACCUUCUCCUCCUCGACGCCCUACGCGUCCCCCAUCGCCUCAAUGGACUUCACCGUGCUCCCCGCGGCCUUUGACGCCGCGCCCAAGAACGAGUUCGCCGGCAUGCGCAUGCCGCUGCUCCCCGACUCCUUCACCACGAAGCACCAGUCCCUCUACGAGCAGGUCGCCGCGGAGGACCUCCCGCUCUCCAAGCCCGAGAUCUCCGUCGUCGCAGCGCACCCGGAGAACGUCACGACCGCCGCGGCGCUCACCGAGGUCGAGGCGUUCGGCGUCGACGGCGUCGAGCUGAAGUGGGCUCACGAGAGCGAGGCCGCCGCGGAGGACUCUCACCAGCCUGGUCUGAGAGAUUUGUGGAAGGGUCUGGUUGAGGAUGUUGUCGGUAGGAAACCUGCCUUUUAA